Molecule: messenger RNA, 2060 nt
Organism: Lineus longissimus
Lineage: Eukaryota; Metazoa; Nemertea; Pilidiophora; Heteronemertea; Lineidae
Product: folylpolyglutamate synthase, mitochondrial-like
Exons: 11
Coding region: 40-1875 (611 amino acids)
Biological process (GO): tetrahydrofolylpolyglutamate biosynthetic process
Cellular component (GO): cytoplasm; mitochondrion; cytosol
Molecular function (GO): ATP binding; tetrahydrofolylpolyglutamate synthase activity
Source: RefSeq, a predicted model, not a curated record
UCGUGCGGGACGGACGUGUGGUAAUUUUGCUGCGUCUAAAUGCACAUUUUCAUGCGGAAAGCGUUUGUCACCAGUUUUCAAAAGCCCCAGUAUAGGGUCCUAAAUACAUUCCUUAACUAUAUGAAUCGUCAACACAGUACUCAGAUUUGCAAACAGCCAGAAAUCAUGACAAAAAAUUAUGAGGAAGCUGUGCGGGCCCUCAACACCCUUCAGUCGAAUGCCUUCACCUUGGAGAAGGCAAGGAAGGAGAGGGAUAGAUUGAGGCAUCUCAAUAUUCCAGACACCAUACGCUACUGCCAGAGGACGGGACUAAGUCUUGAUGAUGUAGAUAAGCUCUCCAUCAUCCAUGUGAGUGGUACCAAAGGUAAAGGGUCAACAUGUGCUUUGACUGAAAGUAUCCUUAGACACCAUGGCUUCAAGACAGGAUUCUUCAGUUCUCCACAUCUGCUUGAAGUGCGUGAGAGGAUACGUCUUAACGGACGCCCACUUUCAAGAGACUCUUUCAGUUCAUAUUUCUGGGACUGUUACAAGAAACUUGAAGACACAAAAGCAGACGAUGACAAUAAAAUGCCUGCUUAUUUCCGGUUCUUGACUAUCAUGGCAUUCCAUGUGUUUCUUCAGGAACAAGUGGAUGUUGUCAUCUUGGAAGUGGGUAUUGGAGGAGAGUUUGACUGUACGAAUGUGAUCAGGUCACCUGUGGUCUGUGGUAUUACAUCUCUCGGGCUGGAUCACACCAGUGUACUGGGUGAUACAAUUGCAAAAAUUGCCUGGCAAAAAGCUGGGAUUUUAAAGCCUGGUUUCCCUGCCUUGACUGUCCCACAACCUGAAGAUGGAUUAGAAAUCAUUGCUGAACGGGCGAAAGAAAAGCAGUGUCCUCUCCAUGUUGUGCCACACCUAUUUCAAUACAACUGGCAAGGCAAUACGCCACGACUCGGACUUGUUGGUGACAUGCAGCAAUGGAAUGCGUCGCUAGCUUUACAGUUGUCUCAGUGCUGGAUGGAAAAUCAUGAUAAGACAAUUGAACAGCGACGCCACCUUGCUGUGCGAGAUUGUGACUUCUCUGCUGAGGAUGUGCCGAUCUGUGAUGCAGUUGACAUUACAGACUCUGUUGCUGCAGGACUAGAGAACUGCCGGUGGGCAGGGCGGAACCAGACUUUGCGUACUGACAGGAUAACGUACUAUCUCGAUGGAGCCCACACGUCGAGGAGCAUUCAGCAGUGUGUCAACUGGUUCUUGGAUAAAGCCUGGGAAGAGAGGAAAGAGCUGAAGGGGAAGGUGACCAAAAUUCUCCUUUUCAACACAACUGGUGACAGACAACCUGACGUUCUUUUGGAGCCUCUCCUGAAAUGUAACUUUGAUGGUGCUGUAUUUUGUCCCAACAUUGCCACGACUGCACAAGAUCAUGCAGGCUCGAGUGCGGCCUCUUCCUCAGACACAUAUCAAAUGAACCUGAUGACUACCAAAGACAAUCAGCAACUACGGUGCUUGAAGAACAAAAAUGCCUGGGUGGCUCUCUUGGGUGAUUCCAUCCAACCACAUCCUCAUGAUGCCAAACAGGACAAAAGCGAUGUGGACCUAACCUUAGACUGCGUUGAUGGAAUGGAUAUAAAAGAGACAAUGCCAUCUGUUGGUGGUAAUUCAGAACUAAAACAUGACACAUCCUGCGUUGAGGUGUUUCCAAGCCUGAGUGACUCGCUUCACUGGAUCAUGCAAGGUGUUGUUUCUAAAGAAACUGAUUCACAACAAUUUCUUCCGUUUGUUCCGCCAAGUCUGAAUGAUGCUGACCACAUACAGGUCCUGGUGACUGGUAGCUUACAUUUGAUUGGCUGUGCUUUGAAACUACUCGAUCCGAAAAUGAACGAUCGAGAUCCUUGAUCUACGUAAACUUUUCAUAACAUUGGGACCACUGGCUUAGAGAAGGCCAUGUUACAUAAUGAACACUGCUCAAUUGUAAUAAAGCAUUGAUUAUGAGGGUCUGUGUCAGCGUUAUAAAUCAACAAUUACGUACCGUUUUCCGAGGUUUUACUGUACUACAGUAAAUACAACAUUAGUUAAAAAUC